Molecule: messenger RNA, 639 nt
Organism: Fulvia fulva
Lineage: Eukaryota; Fungi; Ascomycota; Dothideomycetes; Mycosphaerellales; Mycosphaerellaceae
Exons: 6
Coding region: 1-639 (212 amino acids)
Biological process (GO): transmembrane transport
Cellular component (GO): membrane
Molecular function (GO): transmembrane transporter activity
Source: RefSeq, a predicted model, not a curated record
AUGGCGGAGAAAUCGCCAACACUCCAGAAAGGCAGUCCGGAUAACUCGCCAGAUACCGAGAAAGUAGAGAUGAGCCAUAUCGAGGAGGUCCAUACCAACGAGCGUGUCCCCGACCAUGCGAACUAUCACGAAAAGAACGGCUCGCCAGCCUACGGCAAUGAGGCGGAUCAUGACCACCCAAAGCCAAUGAGCUUCGCCAGGAUGAUGUCGCUGAUAGCGAUGGCCUUUCUGUGGAAUGGCAGCCAGAUUCCAGUAUACCUCUUUGGUGCCGUACCACCUUACAUCUAUGGCGACAUUGGCGGGACCGAUCGCUGGGUCUGGUUCGUUCUCGCAAAUCUGCUCUCGCUCGCUGCAGUAUGCCCGUUCGUGGGCAGUAUCAGUGACCUGAUCGGGAGGAGAUAUGUCGCGCUAAUUGGCGCCAGUCUCCUGGUGAUAGGCAUGAUCCAAUUCAUCUGCUCGACCGUCCACGAUAUGAACUACUUCAUCUGCGGCAUGGUGUUCGCCGGCGCCGGAGCUGGCAUCAACGAGCUUACAGCACUCGCGGCCACAUCAGAGCUCACUCCCACGGCCAAGCGCGGAAAGUACGUGGCGGUGGAUACCAGUAUCCCUGGGGCAGCGCUCACGUCCGGGUUCCGCUGA